Messenger RNA from Xyrauchen texanus (razorback sucker), 1331 nucleotides. RefSeq names its product transmembrane protein 53 (gene tmem53). Bases 138 to 995 code for a protein of 285 amino acids. The record is from RefSeq and is a predicted model, not a curated record. The transcript is spliced from 3 exons. Lineage: Eukaryota; Metazoa; Chordata; Actinopteri; Cypriniformes; Catostomidae.
GUUGCCGACUUCACUGUCUUUCGCGUGAACGCCCUUGUCUCUUGUCUGACUGUCUUAACACAAGUGCAGUGAGACACGAGGCUCGUUUGAAGUGAAUCAUUUAUGGCAGUCAGACAGCUGGCAAAAUAAUUAUCAAUAUGGGGGAGGAUGUUAUUGAUUACAACAUAGUAUUUCCAGAGGCACUGAUCUCAGAAAAACAUUGGCGCGGAUCAAAGGAACCAGUGGUAAUUCUUUUAGGUUGGGCUGGAUGCAGAGACAAACAUCUGUCAAAAUACAGCUCAAUUUAUAAUGAACAGGGAUGUGUGACUGUGCGCUGCACGGCUCCAUUGAAAACCGUUUUUUUUUCAGAAUCAUUCGGAUACAAGGAACUCCGAAGCACUGCUCACAAAUUACUUGAACUUCUUUAUGACUACGAGGUUGAGAACAACCCAAUUUUUUUCCAUGUGUUCAGCAAUGGUGGCUUCAUGCUGUAUCGCUACAUGGUUGAGUUAUUGCACAGUCACAAGCAGUUUAGCACUCUGUGUGUGAUGGGCACAAUUGUGGACAGCGCUCCAGGCAGUCAAAACGUUAUAGGUGCCCUCAGAGCUCUCAAAACCACCUUGAGGUCUAAAGUCAAUGUGCUGUUGCAGUACCUCCUCCUGGCACUGUUUGCUAUUAUGGUUGUCCUUCUCAGGAUUGUCCUGUAUCCUAUGACCAAGUACUUUCAUAAGAACCACUAUGAUGCCAUGAUGGAGCAUCCAGCCCCUUGGCCUCAGAUGUAUCUCUAUUCGAGAGCUGAUAGGGUGAUCAGAUACAAAGAUGUGGAGAAGAUGGUUAAGGCAUUGCAGAAGAAAGGGCUGAUGGUUGAAAGCUUUGAUUUCAUCACCCCUGCCCAUGUGAGUCUUUACAGAGACUGCCCAGAGGACUAUUCCAACAGGUGCAGGACAUUUCUGACCCACUGCAUGAUGUCUUCAGAGGAGACAUUGAUGACAAAGCGCCUCCAUGUGCACCACUGAUUAUACAGCUCUUGAUCUGCCUUUGAAAAGUGUAGGUUGUAAAUAUACACACUGUAAAUGUACUCGUGCAUAAACCUUCUUAUUUGUGAAAUGAAAUAAAGCACUGCUGUUUAAGAAAUGUAACAAACUGAUUAAACCCUAAAUGAAGUUUUAAUGGGGUGUCAUUUGUACCCUAAUCUCUUCUGUAUUUGUCUUAUGCUGUGAAUUAAGUGGUAAUUUAGGGGUUAUGGAUUUGUCACAUUAUUGACAUUUUUAGACAUUGUGAAGGAGUAAAGAUGUGUAUUUAAACAUUGUGAAUGAAUAAAUUUAUGUAUUUGACUAAUGUGCCUUCCUUAA